This is a messenger RNA of Linum trigynum, 396 nucleotides long. The record is from the annotation of a GenBank genome assembly. NCBI's taxonomy places the organism in Eukaryota, Viridiplantae, Streptophyta, Magnoliopsida, Malpighiales, Linaceae.
AUGGGGCGGCUUUUUGUGGUGAACCUUGAAGGGAAGAUCUAUAGUUGCAAGCACUGCAGAACCCAUCUUGCUAUUUGUGAAGAUAUUGUGUCAAAGUCUUUCCACUCCAGGCAUGGAAAAGCUUAUCUCUUCAGUAAGGUAGUGAAUGUUACUAUGGGAGAGAAAGAGGAGAGAAUGAUGAUGACCGGGAGGCAUACUGUUGUUGACAUCUUCUGUGUUGGGUGUGGAUCAAUUGUGGGUUGGAAAUAUGAGACUGCCCACGAAAAGGCACAGAAGUACAAGGAAGGAAAAUCUGUCCUCGAGCGGUUUAAGGUGUCUGGCCCUGAUGGAAGCAGUUACUGGGCCAAUCAUGAAGUUUCGCAGCAUGUCGGCGGGAGUGAUGCUGAUGAUGUUUGA